Messenger RNA from Tuber aestivum (summer truffle), 2309 nucleotides. The record is from the annotation of a GenBank genome assembly. Lineage: Eukaryota; Fungi; Ascomycota; Pezizomycetes; Pezizales; Tuberaceae.
AAAACAGAAGAAUCGGGUGGGAGGGAUAAGCCGGAGAAUUUAGGGAAGAGGCUAACUUCCGGUAGUCCUUCUUUCUUUUCUUCUUUUCCCCGCAGCCGUCAUCUAGAUUCGCAUUCUCAUUUGCCUUUCACUCUUUACAAUACUUGUACUACUGCGUACCAUAUCCUUGAAUUGAAUACCGUAGCGUGGAAAGCUAUGGAAAAAUGCGAGAUGACAGCCAGGAGGGAAAUUUUCGUGGGGAUCAUCGGGAUGGGGGAUAUGGGGAGGAUGUAUGCUAGGGUGAUUGCAGCAGCUGGUUGGAGGUUUGUUACUCAUUUUGUCCCCUUACCUUCCAAGUUUGCUUCCUUCCUCAUUCGAUUCUUUAUCGGAGCACCUCCCCCCUCUUUCUCUCUUUUCGGAUGAUGCUGAAGCUGAGCUUUGAAGUGUUAAUGCCUGCGACCGGGAGGACAAGUUCGAUGGCUUGAAGAAGGAGUUUGCUGGUAUGUGACCCGACUCCCCGUAGUUGAGAUGUCCAGGAGAGGAGUGGGGAAUGGCUCAGCAAGUAUCUGACGAUGGGGGAUUAGGGGUUGAGAAUAUACACGUCUAUGCAAAUGGCCGUUUGGUUUCCCGAAUUAGUGAUUAUAUCAUGUAUGCUGUUGAAGCGGAGCUACUUGAUACGGUUGUUGCUGCUUAUGGACCCUGUACCCGCCCUCCUCUUAAAGAACAGGGGGGGGAGCUGACUUUGACCACAGCAACAAAACUAGGUGCGAUAGUCGGUGGUCAAACAUCAUGCAAGGCUCCCGAGGUCAAGAUUUUCGAGAAACAUCUUCCCCCUGAUGUAGACAUUGUUUCGUGCCACUCUUUACAUGGCCCUACGGUUGACCCUGCCGGCCAGCCCUUGGUUUGUUCACCUUUCACGGAACCAUGUAUGGUCAAUUGACGUAUUAUAAAUCAUAGGUUAUCAUAAGGCACAAAGCGUCGGACAAAAGUUUCAAGCUUGUGGAGGAUAUUCUCUCCUGCUUUCAUUCCAAGCUGGUUUACCUGAGCGCGGAGGAGCAUGACACAAUCACGGCAGAUACACAGGCGGUCACACAUGCGGCGUUUCUCAGGUGCUCCCCGACAAAUCCUUUGUGUGGAAAGUAUCUAAUAAGAAGUUUAGCAUGGGAACGGCCUGGGCAGCAAACAACCAGUUCCCCUGGGAAGUAACUCGCUGGCAAGGCGGCAUAGAAAAUGUCAAGAUAAAUCUCACUUUAAGGAUCUACAGCAACAAGUGGCAUGUGUAUGCGGGUUUAGCAAUUCUCAAUCCUGCGGCCCAGCAACAGAUACGGCAAUAUGCUGCUUCGGCCACGGAGCUCUUCAAGUUGAUUUUGGAAGGAAAGAAGGAAGAACUGUCUAGAAGGAUACACUCUGCUGGGGAGUUUGUUUUUGGAAAGCAAAAGGAUCAAGAACUUUUGUUACGGGAUGAUAUCCUGGACAAGUUUAGUCUCAGCGGGGUGCCUCCGCAUGCACGAAAGCCGAACAGCCACCUGAGUCUGCUGGCAAUGGUGGAUUGCUGGCACAGAUGCAAUAUUGUGCCAUACGAUCAUAUUAUUUGCUCUACACCUGUGCGCUUUCCCUCUGUCUCACGCAUGCUUACGCAGUGUAAUCGCUUGUCGAGACUAAUCCUUCUUCCAAUAAUCGGAAAAUAGUUAUUCCGGCUCUGGCUCGGAGCAACAGAAUAUCUCUUCCGUCAACCCGACCUGCUCGACGAUUGCAUAGGUUUCGCCAUGGAGGAUGACACCUUUCGUUCUGACGAUCUAGAAUUCACACUUGCGGCCAGGGUAAGAUGAACACCAAAUCCUAAAUCUCCAUAUAAAUGUACCCUUUGCCGCCCCUCGCCCCCCGAAUUAACUAUCGUAAACUAAGCCAACUCUUUAUCCCCUAUCCUGUCAUCACCAUCCCUGGGGAAACAAAAUAUGACAAAAAAACUCCCAAAUACAAUUCACUCACUAACGGGGUGGAAUAAAAUAGGGCUGGAGUGACACGGUCAGUUUUGGUGAAUUCGAUGCAUAUAGAAGACGCUUUGAAAAGCCCCAGGAGUACUUUGGGCCACGCUUCGCGGAUGCAACGAAGGUGGGGAACGAGAUGAUUCGAACUAUCUUGGAGCGGACUAAGGAUAUGGAGAAGGCCCGAUCGAAGGAGUAGUGGCAUUGUUUCUGGUGUGUCUGUCGGGCUUGGUCGCUAUGCUUUUUUUUUACCUUUUUUUUUUUUACUUUGUGCUUGAGAUUGGAUGAAGAGGAGUGAAAGUGGAGACAAAAAAAAAAGAACAUCGAUACUGGUACCGUAUCGUA